Mauremys reevesii (Reeves's turtle) is the source of this 6498-nucleotide messenger RNA. RefSeq names its product guanosine monophosphate reductase (gene GMPR). Gene Ontology annotation, molecular function: GMP reductase activity. The transcript has 10 exons. Gene Ontology annotation, cellular component: GMP reductase complex. Bases 527 to 1558 code for a protein of 343 amino acids. Gene Ontology annotation, biological process: nucleotide metabolic process. The record is from RefSeq and is a predicted model, not a curated record. Lineage: Eukaryota; Metazoa; Chordata; Testudines; Geoemydidae.
UUGGUUCGCCCCUAACAGGACCCGGCUCCAGCUCGCCAGCUGCCACCCACAUGCACUCUCCGGUGUGUGACGCCCCGCUCCUGCCCACGCACCCCCUCCGCGGAACCCGGAGCGCCCUGCGGCAGCGCUCUGCAGCAACACGCCGCCCCACGCCCAGCCCCAGCCCCACGGGCGGGCAGGGGAGGACGAGGAGCAGCUGCCAUUGUGCCGUGCAGCGGCGCGUGCUAAAACCAGCCCCGUGUGAGUGACUCUCCUAAUAAAGCUCGGGCGCUUGAGCACCAGCCCCGGGCUCUCCGCGCCCUAUAAAACCCUUCCCUGCAAAGGGAGCGGGCUCGGCUCGGCACCAGGCGCGGACCGGCGGCAGCGAGAAAGCGCAUCCGCGCCCCCCACCUCAAUCCCGGCGAGAUGCCCCACGUAGACUCGGAUCUUAAACUGGACUUUCAUGACGUCCUGCUCAGACCUAAGAGAAGCAGCCUCAAAAGCAGAGCCGAGUUCUUUGAAGCAUCUCUCAGGUGAAGGCUGAAGAAUGGAAAACGUAAAGACCAGUGAAGGAGUCUCAGCAGUAUGUGGGGAGAUACUUCACAGAUUAACCCAAUGUCUUAAUAUUGUAGAUCUAGUUCGUACCUUCACAUUCCGCAACUCCAAACAAACAUACACAGGGAUCCCCAUUAUGGUGGCAAAUAUGGACACCGUGGGCACGUUUGAAAUGGCAAAGGUGAUGACUAAACAUGCAAUGUUCACUGCUAUUCAGAAGCAUUAUUCUCUGGAAGAAUGGAAACUGUUUGCAGUCAAUCACCCAGAAUGCCUUGAGCAUGUAGCAGUGAGCUCAGGCAGUGGGAAGGCUGAUUUGGACAGGCUGACAAGUAUCCUGGAGGCCAUUCCCCUUAUCAAGUACAUCUGCCUGGAUGUGGCCAAUGGAUAUUCAGAGCACUUUGUGGAAUUUGUGAAAACUGUCCAUGCCAAGUUUCCAAAUCACACCAUCAUGGCAGGUAAUGUGGUGACAGGAGAGAUGGUGGAGGAACUUACUCUUUCUGGAGCAGAUAUCAUUAAAGUGGGUAUUGGACCUGGUUCUGUGUGCACCACCCGGAUUAAGACAGGUGUGGGCUACCCUCAGCUGAGUGCUGUGAUCGAGUGUGCAGACUCUGCCCAUGGCCUGAAGGGGCAUAUCAUUUCUGAUGGAGGCUGUAGCUGUCCAGGAGAUGUCGCCAAAGCGUUUGGAGCUGGUGCUGAUUUUGUCAUGCUUGGAGGAAUGUUUGCAGGCCACGAUCAAUGUGCUGGAGAGGUUCUAGAAAAAAAUGGCAAGAAGGUGAAACUGUUCUACGGGAUGAGCUCUGAUACGGCCAUGAAGAAGCACGUAGGAGGAGUUGCUGAAUACAGGGCUUCGGAGGGCAGAACCGUGGAAGUGCCUUACAGAGGUGACGUGGAAACCACCAUCCUUGAUAUCCUCGGGGGCCUGCGAUCCACCUGCACCUACGUGGGAGCUGCCAAACUCAAAGAGCUGAGCAGGAGGGCGACAUUUAUCCGGGUCACCCAGCAGCACAGCCAGGUGUUUUCUUAACCAAGGACUGGGACCUGUGAAAUGUGUCUGCCGCUUCUCCCCACUUCCUCUGUGUUUUGUGUUAGAGCUUCAUGGGGGCAAACCCCGCAGGCUGUGGAAGUAGGUGGGUCAGUUGCCACUGGUGACGGGGUUAAGCAGAGGGACAUGCCAUCAAACACAGUGCCAUGUAGGAUUCUUUUGGUUCACGAUACAGUAGCCUCAUCUUUUAAAGUCACGUCUGUUUGUUUUAAAUCUAAUUUUUUCACCAUUCAUUCAUAGUGAGUUUGCCUUCCAGACCCUGAUCGCUGUUACCAAGUUUUAAAACAUCCCCACAACCUCUUGCUAGCACUGCUCCAGCAGUACGGGCUAUAGGAGCUGCCGGCUGGGAGGGGAUGUUGAUGUUCAGUAUGUUGAUCUGUGUAACCAAAGAUCAAAGCCAUACUUUUUGACCUUUCAGGUGGCUGGAUGAGCCAAGGUUGCUGCUACAUUUUCACUGUGAUGUUAAAAAUGCUGGAGCUGUAGCAAUGGCAUUUCAGGCACCUUUUAGGGCCUUUUGUAUUUAAAUCACUAUAUUAACGGACUUACCUCUCCAUAGACACUGGCAUUAUAAUGUAGUGAGUGCUUCCUCCUCCCACCCCCACCCAGAACAUUUAACAGGGUACCAGUUUUUUGAUGGAUACAAUCCUCAGAGUUUCUCAGGGCUCCUGUUUUUAACAGUCUCUGAAUAGGUUUUGAAGCUGUAGACACACAGAUAUACUCAACACCAGUGGCCUGAUUCUGCACAGCCUUGUGAUUUGCAUAGUCAUUUCAGCUGACACAAAGCGACUAUGAAUACACACUCGCUUUGCCUGGCUGUAGAAAUGAUUACACAUUGAGCAAGGCCUGGGGAAUCAGGCCAAAGGGGUCAAAUCCAUCUCUCUGUUACCCUGGUGCAACUCUUUUGAAGUCAGAGGUGUAACCGAGAGCAAAAUCUGGCCUGCAAUAUACCAGCUGAAAACUUCAUUGCAAGAAGCCAGUUGUCUGAUCUUGAGUAAAAGCAGUUGCUGUGAAGACAAUAAUUAAUAUUUUAGACUCUGGGCAACACUGUAAUAAACUGUAAUGGUAGACUAAUUAAUUGAUAAAUCACAAUGAAAUUUCUUUGGAAGUACACAUUGAAUCCCCAGGAAUACCACAGUAGUUCCUUAUGAUAAAUGUUAUUAGAGUGAAUACCAGUGAAUUAAUGAUGACCGGCCACUUACUUUAGCAUGUUACUGAGAUAUCAAUACAGUUGGAAACUGAAGUAACUUCAGUCUUAUUUUUCCUUCCAUGGAAAGAUAGAGACUUCCUUUGGAAUGCAAAACUGUGACCUGUGGGAAGGGGGGCAGGCAGGAAAGCAAAUGGAAUUAUUCUAGCAUUCUUUGUUGUUUAGAAAAGAUAAAGGAGGAUCGGUACAAUGGAACAUGUUAAGUAACAAAUCUAAUUCCCAAAUCAGUCAUUGAUGGUGUUAAUCAGCUUAUGCAUAAUGGGAAAAGCCUAGAUGAUCCUUCAUCUGAAGGCAGGUGGUUUACAAUAAAAUGUUAAGUAUUCUCCAUUAAGCACUGUGGACCUGAUUCUCAUUUACAAGAAGACUCUGCCCUGGCAUUGUACAGGGGGCCUUAAAGAGGGCAUAGGUUACAUGUACGCUACUUUUUAAGGCCCAUUUACACUGCCAGAGUGGUGUAAAGAAACUUAAGUAAAAAUGAGAAUCAGGCUCCCAGGCCCUGCCAAAUAACUUUUCUUCUGAAGUUGGAAUUUAUAUGUAGUGAACUCUAGAAGGGCAGCCGAAUGUUUUUUUUACUAAAAAUAAAUACAAAUAUUGUGGGCCAAAUUCUGCUGUCAGUUAAACUGAUGUAAACCCAGAGUAGCGCCACUGAAAUCUAUGAAGUUACUUGGAAUUUACAUAGGUAUAACUAAGAGUAGAGUGUCUCCCCUCUCUCCCCUUCCGCCCCCAGCCACAUACCCAUAAGAAAAGUGUAAGUGUAUACAGGUAAAUCAAAACUUCUUCAAGGAAUGAGGUUAUACCGAAUAUACACUCAUACCACCAGUGCAUUUCCAUACUUGUGCCUUCAUACUUCAGACGUGUGGCUGUCACCUAGAUGCUCCCAGGUUGGGAUGCUAAUUGGUUUUAUAUGGUUUUGUGGGCUACAUUUAUAAAUGUAAAGUUUUUUUUAAACCUCUGCACAUUUAAAAGAAUAGAUCUUUAAUGUACACAUUGGAACUGCUGCUUUUCUGUGGUGAAAAUGCCUCGAUUCUCCCCUGCCUUGGCCAUUAUGGAGUCAGUUACACCUGUGCAAAUGGUAUGUAAAAUGCAGCCAUUCGGCCUUGAUGGCAUUUUACACCCACUUUGCACAGGUGUGAAAGACUACUAAGGGUCACACCAGUGGAUAAUGAGGCACUGCAGGGUACAUAUCCACUGCAGCUGGAAGGUGUGAUGGCCAGCGUGGGUAGACACUUUCUUGCUAGCUCAGCUUGAGCUAGUGAGCUAAAGAUAGCAGUGUGGAUGUAGCCACCCAAGCUUAGACUCAGGGUUUGGGUGAGCUUGGACUCAGGUGGCUAGUCCAUGCUGCAACAUCCACACUGCUAUAUUUAGUGUACUAGCUCAAGCUAAGGUAGCACUAGGACUCUCAUUACCCAGCUGCAGUGUAGAUGUACCCAUAGGCUUUAGAAGCCUGGUGUGGUCUAUAGGUUCUCUGUGAUGCUGGGGAAAAAAGAAGCCAUCACUAUGAUGCUGAAUUAUUUUUAAUAGAACCUUACCCUCUUCUUGGUAACCAGCAGCAGUUUCCACUGGAAGGGAAACAAGCAACAGAAGGCAGCCCGCUGUAGAGCAGUUCAACUGGCGGAGAACCACCCUGUGUGGUUCAACUGGGUAUUUCUUCAGAGUACACCUUCCAUCAGAUGGCUCCUUUCACAAUGCUCCUGGUACAAAUACGUACGUGUACAGCACACGCCUUUGAAAGUGGAACAAAGAGAUUGGCCUGAGGCUAACUCAGGACCCAGUCUUGUGAGGUGACAGGUGCCCUCCAUGUCUGUAGGACACAGCUCCUCCUUCCGCUCCAGUUAGAGGCCAAACUCUUGUUGAAGUCAUUGGAAGUUGAGGGUGUGCUACACCUGGCAGGAUUAGGCCCCGAAGCAAUUAACUUGAGCUACCUCAUCUGAUCAUUUUACAAGGUUCUCCAGUUCUUAGUAAGAAGAACAGGAGUACUUGUGGCACCUUAGAGACUAAUUUGUUAGUCUCUAAGGUGCCACAAGUACUCCUUUUUGUGGAUACAGACUAACACGGCUGCUACUCUGAAACCAGUUCUUAGUGUCCUUCCUGGGGCUUAGCGGUGUGCUGCACUUCAUGAACUGCUACCGGGUCAGCUGCCAAGAGUCCCCCCCCCCCCAGCUAUAUUGCAAGUGUCUUAAGCAGCGGCUACCCAUGACACUGGGCCAAAUUCUGACUUGCUUUCCACACCCUUGCAACACCAUGACAUCAGUGCAUAAGAGGAAAGUUAGAAUUUGGCCCACUGGCUCCAUCAAGAUGUAGCUAACGUGCCACAUUGCUUUAAAAAAAUGAAGCUAGUUUAAACAAAUCUGAUUAAGUUUUGGGUACGAUAAUACACAUUUAAAGCCAAAGCCUGCACAAGGCAUAGGAACCUCUAUGUCUCCCAGUCCAACUGUGUGACAGCAGGGGAGGCUGAGGAGCACUACUGUAGGAGUGGUGCCUACACCACAGCACCAAGGGAUUGUGGUCUGACAGGUAGUGCUGUGUGGUCAGUGGAUGUGCUGGGACCAAGGGUGGGGAUGGUCUGUGGUAAGAAGAGGUACACACUGUCCUCAGCCCACUACCUCAUCUUGCUCAGCAUCCUCAGGGGGCUCUGGAAAACACCAUGUGACGGUCACACUUCUGUGCCUUCCCCCAUCGCUCUGAAUGGGUAAGUGUUGGAUUUUGCCCUUGCUGCUGUCAGGUGUUGUGUGCAGGGGUCAUUCCAGGAAGCACAAGUUAGGAGGGCUUUCAGGAAGUUUGCUGAGGAUGGUGAAAGGUGAGCGCUUUUGCAAGUCUUCCAAGACGCAGUAUGACACCACCACUGGAUACAGGAUUAAUGUUUUAAUCCACGGGCGUUUGUGGUCUGAAACUCCUGCUAGGCCUAAUUCUCUCACGCACCACUUUCACAUUAGUGUAAACCCAUUGACUUCUACGGAGUCUCUCCUAAUUUUCACCAGUGUAAAUGAGAGCUAAAUCAGGCUUCUCUCGCCAAACUCUGAUGGGCAUUUAGGCCAAAUCCUCUGCUGUUGGAGUCAAUGGGGAUUUUGCAGCUGACCUCAGAGACCCUGCAGGAUAUGGCAAUCAGUCUUGCCCACUAAUAAUAAGGGUUCUCUCCUCCCCUCCAUCUGCCUUAGACUUGGUUCUUUUUUAUUCAUUCAGACAUUUAGGCCUGUCCUCUGGAUGUGACUUCACAGCAUCAGCUAUUACACCGCUGACGUGGAUGACAUUUCCAAACAUAUGUAAUAAAGAGCCCAAAGCUCCUAUGUGACAAAUAAAGUUUGUGAUAAUUUUGAAGACCAUACAUGAAGUCUUUAAAAAAGAGUGAGUGUUAACCAUUUCCAUAAGACUGCAUGCGCCACAGCUGAGAUGAUUAAGAAUGGGUAUCUUCUUUCCUCAUUUGUAGCCAAAAAACAGCGCACAGAAUGCGUCUGCCAUGAUGAACAUGCUCAUAUAAAGUGAUCAUAUUGUGCACCCUGGCUGUUCUGUUAUGAAAUAAACGGCUUCCCUCUGGCAGAUUGGAUAGGAUUAUAUGCUGAAUGUGGGAAUGUGCAAACUUUUAUGUAUAGUGAUAAAAACAAACUCCAUAAAAACUUGUGGCUGAAGCUAGAUCUGAAGGGGGAAAAAUUAAAUGGACAAAUUAUUCUUUCAAAGGAAAAUUGUCUCUCAUUCUUUCUUAACGCAUAAAGACAGACACACA